UAUAUGUGGCAACUAGCAAGUCAUUGAUUUCACAAAGAAGGUUGUCUUCCAGACAGUUCCUAACAAUCGGUUACAUUAUACUGUUUUUUUUUUGUACUUAUCUCCGGUGACCGUGUUUCUGCCGGUGAUCGUUUCUCCGCGUCUUCACAAACUCUCUCACUUUUCAAUUUGUAUCGUUUUGAAGUUAGGAGCUGUUACUAAUGGCGAAGCAGAAACAGAACAACACUAUUUUUGUGCACUUGCUGAUUCUCUUCCUCUCUCUUUCUUCUCUCUCGGUGUCAGCAACAACAGUUGUAUCUCUCUUGCAAAAUUAUGGGAAACCCAUUUUCAGAUCAAACUUUCACACUAUUUAUGACACUUCAAACUAUGGUCUUCUUCAGCUCAGUAAUGGAUUGGCUCUAACGCCUCAAAUGGGAUGGAACAGCUGGAACUUCUUUGCAUGCAAUAUCAAUGAAACGGUUAUUAAGGAAACAGCUGAUGCACUGAUAUCAACGGGGUUGGCUGAGUUAGGUUAUGUGUACGUCAAUAUAGAUGAUUGUUGGUCUUCUGCGACAAGAAAUUCGAAGGGUGACCUAGUCCCUGAUCGUAAGACGUUUCCAUCAGGAAUCAAAGCACUUGCCGAUUAUGUGCAUCGAAAGGGACUCAAACUUGGCAUAUAUUCUGAUGCCGGGGCUUUUACAUGUCAAGUCCGACCAGGAUCAAUCUUCCACGAAACUGAUGAUGCAGAUUUAUUUGCCUCUUGGGGCGUAGAUUAUUUGAAGUAUGACAAUUGUUUCAAUCUGGGCAUCCCUCCAAAAAAACGGUAUCCACCUAUGCGUGAUGCCCUCAAUGAAACUGGACGUACAAUUUUCUAUUCAAUCUGUGAAUGGGGUGUUGACGACCCUGCUUUAUGGGCAGGCAAGGUCGGUAAUAGUUGGCGCACAACUGAUGACAUUAAUGAUACAUGGGCUAGCAUGACAACUAUUGCUGAUCUUAAUGACAAGUGGGCUGCAUAUGCAGGUCCUGGAGGAUGGAAUGACCCAGAUAUGUUGGAAGUUGGCAAUGGUGGCAUGACUUACCAAGAAUACCGUGCUCACUUCAGCAUCUGGGCUUUAGCAAAGGCUCCUCUAUUGGUUGGUUGUGACAUAAGGAAUAUGACUGCUGAAACACGGGAGAUUUUAACCAAUAAAGAAGUCAUUGCUAUAAAUCAAGACUCACUUGGAGUUCAGGGAAGAAAAGUUCAAGUUUCUGGAAUAAAUGAUUGCAGUCAGGUCUGGGCAGGUCCUUUAUCAGGAAGCCGUUUGGCGGUUGCUCUGUGGAAUCGAUGCUCAAAAGUUGCGACUAUAACAGCUUCAUGGGAAGCACUUGGGCUUGAAUCUGGAAUUCAUGUUUCUGUGAGGGAUUUGUGGCAGCACAAGGUAAUAAAUGGAGAUGCAGUGUCAUCAUUCAGUGCUCAAGUUGAUUCUCAUGAUUCUAAAUUGUACAUUUUCACUCCAUCUACAGCAUCUUACUCUCUAAAGUAGCUCAUACUUCACCCAUCUAUGAUGGGUUUUGCUCCAUCUGUUAAUCCAAAAUGGCCAUGACAGCAUCUUCACCUAUGUAAUAGCCAUCCAACAAACUGCUUGGUUAUUUUCUAUUUAUUUUUUUCCAAGUCAUUGUUGGUUAGAUACUCAGACAAUGAGAAAUCAAGUUCUUCUAUCUGUAAUAAAUUGUGUAAUAUAUAUAUGAUGGUGUGCCAACUCAUGAAUCAUGAUCAUGAUUUCUUCCAAAAUGUGCCCCUCGAUGGAUUUAUGA
This is a messenger RNA of Cicer arietinum (chickpea), 1773 nucleotides long. Its product is annotated as alpha-galactosidase 3. NCBI's taxonomy places the organism in Eukaryota, Viridiplantae, Streptophyta, Magnoliopsida, Fabales, Fabaceae. The record is from RefSeq and is a predicted model, not a curated record. Gene Ontology annotation, biological process: carbohydrate metabolic process. Gene Ontology annotation, molecular function: hydrolase activity, hydrolyzing O-glycosyl compounds.